This is a messenger RNA of Daktulosphaira vitifoliae (grape phylloxera), 1785 nucleotides long. RefSeq lists its product as uncharacterized. The record is from RefSeq and is a predicted model, not a curated record. Bases 89 to 1777 code for a protein of 562 amino acids. The transcript has 2 exons. NCBI's taxonomy places the organism in Eukaryota, Metazoa, Arthropoda, Insecta, Hemiptera, Phylloxeridae.
ACUAGAAUUUAUAUUUUACAUAAAAAAUAAGUAAGUUCUAAUAAAAUUUUACUAACUAUAAGGUUUUUUGCAUGUUAAACUGUCAAUAAUGUUACCCAAAUUAUUUUAUUCUAUUUGUUAUACUUUUUGGAUUCUAACUACAAAAUGCUUUGUGAGUUGUAAAAUAAAGUCUAAAACAUAUGAAAAAUAUUUGUCAGGCGUAAUGGAUCAUUUAAGUGAACAAGUUGGUUGGGAUUCUAUGCAGCAUUUGAAAAUUAAAUACGACUUCUCUACAGAGAUAAAUUUUAUUAUUAAGGACGUUAUUUGCAAAGAGAGUCGUAUAAUACUACCAAAAAAGUUCGAUGCUAUAAUUGAUACGUUAAAUUACAUGUACGCAGAAGUCAUCAAAACAUUCAUUGAUCAUAUUCGCACUAUAGCUAACCAAUGUCAAGAAUAUUAUGACUUAAACCAGGGAGAUUAUUUGUUACGUUGUACAGUUUUACUUCAAAGUGUUGUGGAAAAUUCGAAAACCAUGUUUGAACAGUUAUACAAUGUAAUGAACUAUCUUAGUAACAUAGAUUUUAAACUAUUAGAGAAUACAAAAAAAACUUUCUCUGUGCCUAUAGUAGAUGAAAUUUAUACUUUUGUAGAAUAUACAAUAUUAAAAAGUCAACAAAAUACACAGAUAUUUAUCGACCCAAACGAUCCAAACACAAAAAAAGAUGCUUAUGAGGUUAUUUUAGAUGUGAACAGUUUUAUCAAAGGAGAAGGUCAUGAGACCUACCAAAAUAUUAAGAAGAAAAAUAGUUCAGUUGUUUACAAUCAUAAACCAAAGUAUUUACUUGAAGAUAAUCUAAAAAAUUAUAAAGCACAACAAUAUAAAAACAUUGAAUUGAGCCAUUAUUUAAGUGAAUGGCUUGACAUAUAUUAUGUUGAAAUUUCUACAAAUUUCUAUAAAAAUCUUGGCUUUGAACAAGUUUUAGAUUUAAAUGAGGAAAGUACUUUAAAUCCACCAGUUCAUUUAUAUGAAAAUAUUAGUCAAAAAGAGAAAAUCGAACAAUUAAAUUUAAUUACUAAAGAAAUUGGAUGGAAAUCGUUGAAACACAUUAAUAUUGUAUUUAAUGAUCAAGUUAUAAGCGUAGACCGUAUUCUUAGACACCCAGCAGAUAGACUAAAUUUUCAUUGUAAAAAACAACAUAUAUUAAGAUUGAUCAAGUGCAUUUAUACAGAAAUAUUGUUUAAAUAUUUCAAAUAUGUCAUUUUUAUAUUAAAUUUUUGCGAAAAAAUAAGAGUAAAAAGUAAUUAUGUUAUGUAUAUAAAUUUUGUAAGACUACUUUUUGAUGCAGUUCAUAAGACAACUAAAAUGUUUGAUAUAAUGUAUAAAACAUUGGUUUCUUUAAAUGAACUAAUAGGAGAAAAUUUUCAUGACAACUGCAGUUCGUAUUUAAAAUGUGUGUGUAAUUUAAUAACAAAAAUACUCGAGGAAAUUAAUUCUGGAAAUUAUUCAAUGGAUGUUUUGAAUAGUAAUAGAAAUAUCAGUAAACAUAGAAUAAAGCUAUUUUACGCAAAAAAAUACGUACAAAAUUUCUCAGAAUUUUUAAAAUAUAACAAAUUGAAAAGUUCUUUAAAUAAAACACAUGAAAAACAAUGUCCAUCAGUGAAUUUAGUGCUAAACAUUGACAUACCUGAGUUAAUUAAUAUUGACAAUUUUUCAUCUGCUUGUAACGAACUUAUUGUAUUUUCUAAAAAUUUUAUAAAAAUUUACUGUGAUGAGUUAGGUUUAAAUAAAUUAAAUUAAUUUAUUCA